Messenger RNA from Salvia hispanica, 1529 nucleotides. The record is from RefSeq and is a predicted model, not a curated record. NCBI's taxonomy places the organism in Eukaryota, Viridiplantae, Streptophyta, Magnoliopsida, Lamiales, Lamiaceae.
UGCGGCACCCUUUUUCGUUAAUUCCCCCUCUCGAUCCAUUUUGUGCUUCUAGGGUUUGGAUAUUUCUCAUUAGUUUAGCAUUUUUCUGAUUAAAAUUGUUGGUUUUCGGCGAUAUGAAGCUCACCGUCAAAACUCUCAAAGGCAGCCACUUCCAAAUUAGCGUCCAUGCCACCGAUACCAUAAUGGCUGUUAAGAAAUCCAUUGAAGAUGUGCAAGGCAAAGAUAAUUAUCCAUGUGGUCAGCAGUUGUUGAUAUAUAAUGGGAAAGUGUUAAAAGAUGGAAGUACCUUAGCUGAUAACAAGGUCUCCGAAGAUGGCUUUCUUGUUGUCAUGCUAAGCAAGAGCAAAAGUUUGAGCUCAAGUGCGUCAACAUCUUCUCAGCCUGCAUCUACUGCUGCACCAGCUAGUAAAAUAGCUGCAGAGACUAGUAAUCCAGCUUCACCGGCUAGUAUUCCUGCUCCUGUGGCUGAAGCUCGAGCAUCCAUACCGAGCCCUAAGAGCACCGGACCAGCUUCUGUUGCUCCAUUAGCGAAUGAUCAAUCUGGAUCAUAUGACGAAGCUGCUUCCAGUUUAGUUGCUCCCAAUAAUCUUGACCAGACUAUUCAACAACUGAUUGAUAUGGGUGGUGGUAGUUGGGACAAAGAGACAGUAAGGCGUGCUCUUCGAGCUGCAUACAAUAAUGCAGAACGAGCCGUUGACUACUUGUAUUCGGGAAUCCCCGAGACCGCAGAAGUGGAUGUACCAUUGGCCCAACCUCUUGUCGAUUCCAUGGUUGGAACUGGUUCACCAGCUUUAGGAGGACCGAACUCAUCCCCUUUGAAUUUGUUUCCUCAGGAGACUAUUUCUGGUGCCGGAUCCCUCGGUUUCCUCAGGAACAACCAACAGUUUCAAGCCCUGCGUUCGCUGGUUCAAGCUAAUCCACAAAUUCUGCAGCCCAUGCUUCAGGAGCUUGGAAAGCAAAAUCCUUCACUCCUGAGACUCAUACAAGAAAACCAUCAGGAGUUCCUCCAAUUAAUUAAUGAACCUGUUGAUGGUUCUGAAGGGGAUAUAUUUGAUCAGGCUGAGCAGGACAUGCCCCAUGCCGUCAGUGUCACACCUGCAGAACAGGAGGCAAUUGAAAGAAUGGAAGCAAUGGGAUUUGAUAGAGCUCUUGUGAUCGAGGCAUUUUUAGCUUGUGAUCGCAAUGAAGAGCUAGCACUGAACUACUUGCUGGAAAACGCUGGAGAUUUUGAAGAUUGAAGACGCUUACAGUUGGCUGAGUAUGUUACUAUCUUUGAGAAAGGAAAACCAAAAGAAAUGACGUCACGUGUUGUUCAAAACAGGCAGUGCUCCGAUGGUAGCCGUAUAAAGAUCAUUGGCGAUGCACUCUUUUAUCGUGAUCAACAAAUUCUACACACAUUUUAUUAUUGUCUAAUUAGUUUAUGCAUCAUUAUGAGAGUCGAAUAUGUUUGUAACAAUGAAGGGCUGAAGACAUCAAUGUGUAGUAAAUUAGUAGCAAUCAUUUUUCUAUGAAAUUAGGAUUGCUGAUCA